Epinephelus fuscoguttatus (brown-marbled grouper) is the source of this 4051-nucleotide messenger RNA. Its product is annotated as zinc transporter ZIP1-like. Gene Ontology annotation, biological process: zinc ion transmembrane transport. Bases 261 to 1286 code for a protein of 341 amino acids. The transcript has 4 exons. Gene Ontology annotation, molecular function: zinc ion transmembrane transporter activity. NCBI's taxonomy places the organism in Eukaryota, Metazoa, Chordata, Actinopteri, Perciformes, Serranidae. Gene Ontology annotation, cellular component: plasma membrane. The record is from RefSeq and is a predicted model, not a curated record.
CACCGCUUCCCGGACAAAAUGUAACCGCACCGAGCUGCGAAGAAACACCAGAGAGGAUUCGUUUAUUCUUCUGACUUCAAUAGAAUCUGUUUCUACUGAGGAGGAAGAGGAAGAGGAGGAAGAGGAGGAAGACCAGUGUGAGCUGCUGGAUCCGGACUCAGACUCUCCUGUGUGAAUCCAUGGCGGGUGUCUGAGCUCCUCCUCCUUCUCGCUGCCUGACUCCAAACUGACAGAGGAGGUGAAGAUAAACCAGGUUAAAGAUGUUGAUCAAGGGGAGAGUCUUCUCCUCCUCCGCCCUCCUGUCUCCAGGACGGGAGAAGGCAGCGCUGCAGGUCAACCCUGCCGACGUCCCCGCCCUGGAGAUCAAACUGGGAGCGCUGGUGGUCCUGCUGUCCGUCACAGUCCUGUUUGGAUUCGCCCCGCUCUGCAUCGUCCGAGGAGCGGGACGCUGCAGUGUGGAUUCAGAAUUGCGGCGCAGGCUGCUCAGCCUGAUCAGCUGUUUUGCUGGAGGAGUGUUCUUGGCCACCUGUCUGCUGGACCUGCUGCCAGACUACCUGCAGGGCAUCAAUGAGGCCUUCAGCAACGCUGGAGUCACACUCCAGUUCCCUCUGCCUGAGUUCAUCAUGGCCAUGGGCUUCUUCCUGGUCCUGGUCCUGGAGCAGAUCGUCCUGGCCUUCAAAGACCAAUCGUCGUCUCACUCAGAGGAGCGUCGGGCUCUGCUGGUGGAUUCCACCAUCCAGGCGAAUGACAGGAACAGUCGUCACCACUCCCACCGCCGCCAUGGCUCAGACGAGUCCGACGGCAGUCACUUCCAUGUGGACUUUGGCUCCCAGUCUGCCCUGCGCGCCUUUAUCCUGGUCUUCUCACUGUCUCUGCACUCAGUGUUUGAGGGUUUGGCGGUGGGGCUGGUGGAGGAGGGGAAGGAGGUGCUGGAGAUCUGUUUGGCACUGAUGAUCCACAAGAGCAUCAUUUCCUUCAGCCUGGCCUUUAAGCUGAGUCAGGGACGGCUGCGGCGGUCGGUGGUGGCCGGCUGCCUGCUGCUGUUCGCCGUCAUGUCCCCGCUGGGCAUUGGUGCGGGCAUCGCCCUCACCGAGACCAAGGCGUCCCCGCAGCACCAGCUGGCUCGCUGCACGCUGGAGGGGCUGGCAGCCGGAACCUUCAUCUACAUCACCUUCAUGGAGAUCCUGCCGCAUGAGCUCAGCUCCGGCAAGAACCGCAUCCCCAAGGUGGCCAUGCUGCUGGUGGGCUUCGCUGUCGUCACUGCCGUGCUCUUCAUUAAAAUGUAACCAUGGAAACAGACAUCCAGCAAAAAUGUCAGAAAGUCAUAAAAGGAGUUUACACGUCUGACGGCCAGCGUCUCAUCUGCUGCCAUGUGACAGUGUUCAUCAUGAAAACAGGUCAGAAUCAGGCAUCCAUCUUUUCAAGGUCUUUAACAUCGAGGGAAAUAAUGAAAACGUGUUGUAGAAAUCAAACACGUGCAGGCGCUCGCACACAGGGUUUUGUUCAUGCGAUUUAUAGACGUCACAAUGAGUCAUGUUAUCAGCUGGAGGUGCAGCUGCCUCUCCCCCACAGGGCUGUAGGCUCCAUAGGAGUGUUAAAAUGUGUUUGUCUUGUUGUGUUAUUGGGAGCCAGAAUAGAAGGAGUCAUGGCUCAAAACCAGCCGCCACUGCCCGUCAACAAAAACAAAGACAACUAUGGUUAAAUGUGAUAAGACCAAAGGACUGGACGGAGGCCAUCAUCAAAAAUGCUCACAUGUGCAGCGCACACUUCAUAUCAGGUUAGGGAAAAAGUAUUUCCUGUUGUAGGGAUGAAUAAGGUUAUGUGUAUUAAGGGUUAUCAUGUCCACCUCAUCAGAAACUGGGGAGGGAUUAAGAGGAAGAUUGGAUUUCUCUGCAACGCUAACUUUUUAGCACAUUAGCUAACGUUAGCUUCCAUAGCAAAACAAACAAGUGUGGUCCUCCUUUGUAAGAUUGGCUUCCUGUGACAUCAUCCAUCCACUGAGUGAGAGCAUACGGGUCGGCCAGUCUGGUCCCGUUGGUCAGUGUUUACUUAUUCAAGUAACAGUGAAUUAAAGUAAAUUGCCACCUAGAAUCUGUGAUCUCAGUAUCAAACAGUGUCAUGCUCAGUGGUGGAAAGUUACUCAGUGCAUUUACUCAAGUUUUGAGGUACUUGCACUUAAUGUAAGUUCUGCUACUUUGUACUUUAGUUACUUUGCAGCUUCAGAUGAAUAAUUCAAGUAUUAUCUCUAAUAAAUAAUAAUGUAUAACUACAGAUUAAAGUACCCAGCAGUCUAUAAAACAAUUAGAUUAAUGUUUAUUAUUCUAAAGUGAGUCUGCAUAAUGAGUACUUUUACUUUUGGUGCUUUAAAGGAAUUCGUCACCCACAAUAUGACUAUUUGUAAUUCAGUCAGUCGCGCUGUGUGACUUUAAGUUUUUCUCACCAACCCAGUCUCACUUCAGAGUUGUUGAAAUCUGGUGCUUGGGCAGUGACUUGCAGCGUCAGACACUGACGAAAAAGUCGUCCUUUACCAUUGGCAUGAUACGCAACCAUUCGUAUAAUUUAAUGGCACUCUGCGGUGUUAGGGGGAAACAGUGGGACAAGAACGAAAGUUAAGGCGGCAAAAGUCCGACUAGGGCGGGUGGGAGUGGUGCUGGAUGGGUCCAACAAACAUGGACUUUCACCUGAGAGAGUGGUGUUUGUGUCCUGUAAGAUUCUAAAGCCAAACCCUGUUCUUUUUUCCUAAACCCAACCACGUGUCUGUUGUUUGCGUUGUUGAAUGGACAGAGUGCUUUUAUUUUGAAAGAGACUGUAUCAAACUGUACAUUUCCUGUGAAAACAGAAGUAUAUUUUGAAAACAGACAAUGCAUGUAACAGGCUGAAGUUGACACGGCGUCCCAGAACGUCAACAACCAACACACCCAGGGUACCUUGAACGUCAUAUGUGGACGUGGAAAGUCCAUGACCAAACGUGGACAUGUGACGAGGUCACAGUGAGGAUAUUGUUCUUGAAUGUCUCCAUGGUAAACAUAUUGAUUGACUGGGGACCACGUUUAACAACAGCAAAACUAUAUGAAAACAUGUUUCAAGAAACACAAAGAACAAUAAAAAUAAAAUAAAGAUAAAAUAUCACUGGAGCAGAUCAGCAAAGUUAGACGCACUGACGAUGGAAACUUGUAAUUUAAAGUAAGUACCCUGAUCACCAGAGGUGUCUCUGCUUAGAUAGUUUUAAAUAAGUUUACGUAACUUAUUUUAGCUUUAGUUUUUCUCCUGUACUGUGGUGCGUUCACUGACCUCUGACCCCUGACCCCAGCCUGAACCCCGAACUAUCAGAUCAGAUGUGAGUUCUUCAUGCACAGGAGCAUUGUGGGAUACGAGUGUCAGCAAGCAGCUCAUUAGUGCCCGUCUCCAACUUCUCACGUCAUCACAGAGGUCAUAUUUUAUCUCCACAAACAACCAAAUAUCUGUGACUGGAUCAAACUGUUGAGUUUGUAUCUGUGAAAUGUUUCCUGGCAGAUCUGCCGACAGUUUGAAAAUCUGUCAUUUCUCCUCUUCUUCUUCUUCUUCUGUGACGAGACAGACACAAAUCAACUCUUUGUCUUCGUGUUCAGCGGGAAAUUUUCCUCCUUUCACUUCAGUAGAAAACAAGUCUUUUAUUUUGCCGCGGCUGCAGAGAAAGGCUGAGCUGGACAAUGAAACGCUUGUUGUUGUUCAGUCAGAGGGAAUUUACCACACUGCUGCCUGGAAACCUCGUAUCUCCUAUUCAAGAUCAGCUUUGAUUUACUUUAACUUCAUUCAGUUUAAUGAGCAGAGAAAGAUCAUAAAUGUUGUGCAGAAAUCAUCAAGAUGAUGCUGACCUGAUGUCAGCGAAGAGUUUUAGACAACAGAAAUGUAUUUUUGUAAUUAAAACACCAAAGUCUUUGAUCCAAAGUCAUUUUAAGGACCGCAGCAUUUUAAUCCUCGUGUUGAAUGUGUGAAAUAUGUGUCAUAUUUUGUAUUGUGAUGAUGAUGAUGAUGAUGAUGUGUGAAAGAAUUCAACAUAAAAUAGUUUUUC